Messenger RNA from Rhagoletis pomonella (apple maggot), 746 nucleotides. RefSeq names its product mediator of RNA polymerase II transcription subunit 8-like. The transcript is spliced from 4 exons. Gene Ontology annotation, biological process: regulation of transcription by RNA polymerase II. The coding region runs from base 123 to 746 and encodes 207 amino acids. The record is from RefSeq and is a predicted model, not a curated record. Gene Ontology annotation, cellular component: mediator complex; core mediator complex. Gene Ontology annotation, molecular function: transcription coregulator activity; RNA polymerase II cis-regulatory region sequence-specific DNA binding. NCBI's taxonomy places the organism in Eukaryota, Metazoa, Arthropoda, Insecta, Diptera, Tephritidae.
AUACUUUCGACAUUUUAGAAGGGAAAGCAUUAGCAAUCGAUAGUAGUUUACCACCUCUAAGCAAAAAGUAAAUACAAAUAAACAAAGAUUCCAAGAUAGCUUUUAUAUUAAAAACCCCGACAAUGCAACGUGAAGAGAAGCAAAUGGAAAUGACGCUGGAUGCUAUCCUCAAUCGCUUAAAUGACUUAAAGAUAUCGAUCGGAGGGAUGAUACAGAAAUUGGAGACUGAAUACGAGAUCAUUAAUUGGCCAACAUUUCUUGACAAUUUCGCCAUUAUAUCAAGCCAUCUGACAGGAUUGUCUAAGAUUCUUGCCAAGGAAGUUUGCCCACCGUUACGAAAUCGUACUGUGCUGCCGCUUAUGCUGUCACCAGAACGAGAUGAAUCGUUGGUAAAUCUCACUCAAGGGCGUGUGCCGGUAUUUUCGCAUGACAUUGUACCCGAUUAUUUGCGCACUAAACCGGACCCUAUCACUGAACAAAAAAUGAUUCAGAGUGAACAGAAAGCUUCCAACUUGACCAUGGAAACGGCAAUGAAGCAAGUAACACAAUAUAAUAAGGUAGUUUCACACGUAUUAGACAUGGUUAGUAAGGCUCGCGAAGAGUGGGAAAUAGAAUCAUCAACGAGAGCAGGUAUUCAGCAAACUAGCAGUAUGGCGGACACUCAUCAAAAACGCUGCAUUAAAUCGAGUCGCCUAUAUCGCACAUUAUAUCACAUACUUUCGACAUUUCAGAAGGGAAAGCAUUAG